CUGCACGUCGUAAUCUCUUCGAUUAACCUAGUCAGACCAAAUAACCCGGAUCCGGUUUGGCUUGCGAUGCUGCGUCUUGAAGCAGGACAUCAGAGCCGAUGGACUGCGCCCGGACUUCAGCUCCUAUCUCUCACAUAAUGGCACUAACAGCUAGCCUGGGUUGUCCAUAAUCACUAGCUCAGCUUUCAGCCCUCGACAUAUCGCAAACCUAGACUGCAGAACCCAAAGCCACCAUACAUCGGCGACGCCGCCACCUCGUAGCCGCGUUCUCUGUGUAACAUGUUCGCCCGGUAUUUAAAGCAGCCAUGAGGACUCCCUCUCUCCCAGCCAGCAGCUGACCUGGAGAUUCAGACCUUGACAAUAACUCCACAUACUUUACAAUUUGUCAGAUAAAGCACAAUGACACCUCAACCACUGCGACCGAUUUCCUACCGGAAUGACCCGCUGGGUACGAUCGGUUGUACGGCCCCAGUUCAUUCCGAAUACAAAUUCCUGGCAACAGGCAUCCCGAACGAGAAUGACCCAAGACCGAACUCAGUCACGAUUGACCCGGUCGCAUUACAUCUUCCUUGGAGAAGCUCCUUCCCCGCAGCGCGACAGUGUCGAUUUUGGAGCGAGGCAGAAAAUGCUGGCAAGGCACUCCUCCAACAGAUCAAGCGGAUCAACCGUGCAAACAGCACCAAGGGUGGCUCGGCCAAGAUUGACACGAAUGAAGAGGAGAUAGAGCUCUCGAACAAAGAGGUGGAGCGAAUCGUGAACGCGUCGAGCGCGGCCGUGUAUAUGAACCCCAACUGUUCUUCCGAGGAGAUCGAGAUCAUCUCGCAGCUUAACCUGAUUCUCUGGAUCCAUGAUGACAUCCUCGAGUCGUCGGAUUCACCACACGAGAGUGCAACGAUCAUCGAGAAAGUGACGGCCAGCUGGGCCGAUAUUCUUGCUCACCCACAUAAAUACGCGGCAGAGUCCUCAGAUAUGUUUACUCGCCUGGCUCAACAGAUGCUGCGCAUUAGUGGUCAAGGGCAAGGGCUUAUACGGGGAUACCUAACGUGGAUGGCGUUCAUGCGGUCGACAAUGCGAGAUCAGUUCACUUCCCUCAGAGAUUAUCUGGACUACCGGGCGGUUGACAUCGGACGAGACUAUAUCCUGGCCGCUGUGAAGUUCGGUAACGGAAUUCACCUCUCACCCGCUGAAGAGCCACCGCUAGCCCCGUUGAUCGGUUUGGCCAUGGAUCACAUAAUCAUGACCAACGAUCUGUUCUCCUACGACAAGGAGCGACGCGACUCCGAGACGUGCGCGAACGCGGUCCAAUACCUGGAGCAGGUUCUCUCCGUUGACGCGGGUUCCGCCAAAACACUUAUCACCAGCCUGCUCACGCAGACGGAAGGUCGGAUCCAUGCGGAGCUGGAGAGUUUGUGUCGUUCGGGUGCGCUGAGUGAGGCGCAGAUCCGGUACGCACGGGGUGUGGUUGAAGCAGCGGCGGGCAAUGUGGUUUUCUCCAUCACCACACGGAGAUACAGCCCUAUUGGAGCUGGCCACGCCAGUGGGACGAAAGGUUGAGAAUCGAGAGGGAUUGUUUUAUAGAAGAUUAAGACAAUACCAAUAGACCAUCAUUGAUUGUGG
This is a messenger RNA of Aspergillus aculeatus ATCC 16872, 1617 nucleotides long. RefSeq lists its product as uncharacterized. Bases 400 to 1554 code for a protein of 384 amino acids. The record is from RefSeq and is a predicted model, not a curated record. The transcript has 4 exons. Lineage: Eukaryota; Fungi; Ascomycota; Eurotiomycetes; Eurotiales; Aspergillaceae.